Messenger RNA from Chironomus riparius, 1149 nucleotides. NCBI's taxonomy places the organism in Eukaryota, Metazoa, Arthropoda, Insecta, Diptera, Chironomidae. The record is from the annotation of a GenBank genome assembly.
GUUAACGCAGACGGUUGGUUCUCAUGUGUGUCGAAGGUGUUUUGCUGUGAAUUCUAUAUUUUUUAUGAUUAACAUAACGGUUUGACUACUUGUGGAUUUAUAUUUUUAAAUAAACUCUAUUUCUGUGUCUGUGCCAUAAAGUGAAUAAAUUAAGCAGUCUAAAAAUGAACAACAACAAAUAUAAACAAUUUGAUAACGAUUCAAAAGCAACGAAAAUAACUUCAUUCGGAAAGUUGUUAAAAUUACAACGUGAUGAUCAGCGGAAUCAAAUUUGUAAAAUGCCUCAGCCUUAUACGCUCUCAUCGCCCUACAGUAAAAUUGUUGAUUUUAAUCACAAAACAAAGAUUGUUUGUCAGAAAACAGAUUUAUCGUUGUUUUUGGAUCAAUGUAAUAUCGUUUGCAUAGGAGAUUGCGAGACAGGAAAAACGUCAUUAAUAAAUCGAUUCAUUUCAUCUACUUUUGAUCAUUGCUAUAAAGCCACACGCGAUGCUGAUUACAAAUCAUCGUAUUUAGAGAUUCUCAAUGUCGGAUAUAAUAUUGGGAUUUGGGAUUUAUCUGGCGAGGAUAAUUAUAAGAUUCUUAAUAGGCCGUACUAUAAAGAUGUUAAUGUAAUUGUAGCUGUUUUCGAUUUAACAAAACCCGCCUCACUUAUCAAUGCAGCAAAAUGGAUGCGAGAAGCAUUAGCUGUUAAUGACAAAUGUGAUCCCCUAAGAUUUCUUGUUGGCACUAAAAGUGAUCUCUUACCAAAAAAGCCACUCGAGGGUCUUGAAUCUCACGCAUGUUUUAUCGCACAGGAAAUUGAUGCUGAAUAUUUUUCGACAUCCUCGAGAGAUGAUAAGGAAGUAUCGAAUUUAUUUCGGAGGCUCGUAUCCUUAGCAUUUGACAAUUCCGUACAAAGACUGAUUAAACCAGCUGAUUAUAAUGUAGUCAAGAACAAUAUAAAAAAUCUGGGAGUGUUUAAACAGGAAGUCAAAAGGAGGAAAAAUUUAUGGACAUGGCUAAGUAGUUGCAUAUAAAAUAUGUAAUUAUUUUUGAACUUUUUGUUUGGUCUCAUAACUUGUUAAGAACUAGAUUAAAUUAAUUAUAUUGCUUAUCAAAUAUACCUUGCCUGUAAAAAAUAAAUAUUAAGGUUAUAUUGAUCGAUUUUGU